This is a messenger RNA of Teleopsis dalmanni, 1684 nucleotides long. Its product is annotated as protein yellow. Gene Ontology annotation, cellular component: extracellular region. The record is from RefSeq and is a predicted model, not a curated record. The coding region runs from base 193 to 1515 and encodes 440 amino acids. The transcript is spliced from 3 exons. Lineage: Eukaryota; Metazoa; Arthropoda; Insecta; Diptera; Diopsidae.
AGCAAACGCAGUCAGAAGCGAGCACGCGUAACGUCAACAACGCGGUCGAUUUUUUUGUUAGAAAUUUUAUUGAAUCGAGUUUAAAAUAAAGUGAAAAUAUAUUUUAAAUAAAUAAAAACGAUAUUUAAAUAAAAAUUGGUGAAAUUCGUAAAAUUAAAAAAUAUAUAAGCUUUUCUCUUCCUCAAUAAUAUAAUGAAGUGCUGUGUUAUGUUAGCUGUUCUGUUGUUCGGCCUAAUGCUGAACUUGUCCAUAUCUGGACCAAGUAUCGUCGAAGCCAAAUUAGAGGAAAAAUUUCAUUGGAAGCAAUUAGUGUUUGAUUGGCCAAGCAACGAAGCUGAGCAAGAAGCCAUCAAAACAGGUCGUUAUGUACCCGAGAAUAAUUUACCAUUAGGCUUGGAGCGUUGGAAUAAUAAAAUGUUUGUCACUGUGCCAAGAUGGAAAGCUGGUGUUGCUGCUUCACUUAACUAUAUUGACUUAAAUUCAUCGGAAAAAUCUCCAAAAUUACGUCCAUACCCAAGCUGGCAAGCAAAUACUUUACCCAUAGAAAUGCAGCCAAGCGAACAUAAAACAUCAGGUGGUCGGUUAGAUGCUGAAAAGCCAACUGAAGCCGAUAUUGGUCUUAAAGAUAAUGCUACGAUUAUUUCAACUUUCCGUAUACAAGUCGAUGCCUGUGACCGUUUAUGGGUCUUAGACACAGGUUUGGCUGAUAUCCUCGGCGAUGCUAAGCAAAUAACACCAAAUUCAAUUGUUAUAUUCGAUCUAAAACAAGACAAACUUAUACGUCGAUUCGCCAUUCCAAAAGAUCAAACCAAAGAGGAUACCUUCUUCGCAAAUAUUAUUGUUGACUCAGAACGUGCUGAAUGCAACAAUGCCUACGCAUAUGUGCCCGACUUAGGUGCCUAUGGUGUUAUUGUAUAUUCAUUCCGCGAUAAUCGUUCGUAUCGUGUUAAACACAACUUCUUCCACUUCGACCCACUCAAUGGUGAUUUUAAUGUUGGAGGCGUUAAUUUCCAAUGGACUGAUGGCGUUUUCGGUAUGGCUGUUGGACCAAUGAAUCCCGAUCACACAAAAGACAUUUACUUCCAUGCUUUGGCCAGUACAAAAGAAUUCAAAGUUUCAAAUCGUGUUUUACAAAACGAAUCUCAUGUAACCAGUCCAGAUGCUUAUUAUGAUUUUAAAUAUGUCGGUGAUCGCGGUAUGAACGGUCAAUCAACAGCCGAAAUUUAUGAUAAAGAAACUGGUGUUAUCUUCUAUACACAAGUCAAUAAAGAUGCUAUAGCUUGUUGGAAUGUUAAGCGUCCAUAUAAUUCAGAAACACAGGGUUUAAUUGACUCUGAUUCACAUACCUUAGUUUUUCCAAAUGAUUUGAAAGUUGACACUGAAGGUAUUGUUUGGGUGUUAUCUGACAAAAUGCCUACAUACUUAUACAAGGAAUUAGAUCCCGCAGCUGUUAACUAUCGUAUAUUGAUGGGUAAAAAUCGUGAUUUAAUUAAGGGCACGCCUUGUGAAAUGUAAAUUAUUCACAUUUAAGCUUAGCACAGCACACCACAGAAUUUAAUCUAAUUUUAAGCACACAAACAUAAGGUAUUAAACCAUUUAUAAAUACUAUCUGCUAUAUAUAAUUAUUAUAAUUAUGUGAUUUAUACAAUUAAAUUAAGUCGUUAAAUAAAUAUAUUUCAUUUUG